GGAAGUUACGAAGUGUCCAGCUGAUGUCGUGACGUAACGCGUGUGACGUUCUCUGUCAGUAGAGCACAAACAAACUCCAACACAACCGAGCAGACAAGAGCUAAACAGCCAUGGCGUUGAACAGAAAUCAUUCCCAAAACGGCGGAGUGUUAAUUAACAACGGUGAAAGUGUAUUAAGAGAAUGUAAGAAUGUGGAGUUGUCAUUCAGUGAUGUCGCCUGUAAAACAGACCUCUUAAAGGGGACCAAGAAGGGCACUGUGUACCUUACACCAUACAGGAUGGUGUUUGUGUCCAGCAAUACAAAGGAUUGCCUGGGUUCUGCCAUGUUCCCCUAUUAUCUGAUGAAGGGCUGCAGCAUCGAGCAGCCUGUGUUUGCUGCCAACUACAUUAAAGGGACGGUGUCAGCUGAGCCGGGUGGUGGCUGGGAGGGUCAGGCCAAUUUCAAGAUGUCAUUCCCAAGUGGAGGAGCGAUCGAGCUGGGCCAGCAUCUCUUCAAACUGGCCACAAAUGCUUCUCGUGGGACUCCUGCGCAGAAUGGCGCCCCGUCAUAUCACGGCUACCCUUCUCCCGGGACGAUGAACGGCUACGGCCCACCUCCGGCUGCUCCACAGGGCUAUCCUUAUGCACCCCCUCCCCAGCAGAAUGGAGUCUAUCCUCCCCCUCCAGCUGCUGGCAACAUGGGCUACCCUUAUCCAACAGCUGCUACAGGAAUGUACCCAGCAGGAUUUGACUACAUGGCUCCACCUCCCCCAUAUCCAGGACCCCCUCAAAACUGGGCUGCACCCCCCCAGAACUGGACAGCUCCAGCACCCCCAGGUGGCCCAGCAAAUGCCAAAGCAGCAGAAGCAGCAGGCAAUGCCUACUACAAUCCCAGCAAUCCACACAAUGUCUACAUGCCCACGGAGCGGCCUCCUCCGUAUGCACCGUAUCCAAACUCUCCUGAAAAGAAAAACAACUAAGACUCAGGCACCACGAUGCUUUCUCUUUAUCUUCCGAUGGAUCCCUGUUAUUGAUAUACCGUGUAUUACAGAACAUCCAAUUCAAUCAAGAAGAACUGGUUGUUUGAGAAUAAAAUCAAGAAGCCCUGUGACAUUUGUGUUGACAUAUAAUUUGACAUCAUGCUGUAAAAGACUCCUGUCUGGAGCUGAAAGGAGGCAGUGGGUCGAGGAAUGUAUUUUUUGUGACGGCUGUAUCACCACACACUUUUACCAGAGGUCAUUCAUUCUUGUAGUUAUUGCUACCACCAGAUUUAUUUGCAGUGUAUUUUUGCAGUAGUCUUUUAAAGUGUAUUUUUCCUAUGCAGUUUUUGAAUUGAGUUUUUUGUUAUUCAAAUAGUAGCAGGAGUGGGUUGAAUAGUUUUUAGUCAUACACUCAUGGCUUUUACAUGUCCUGAUUCUCAUAUUUUCUUCUCCACAUCAGUAGGACCAACACUAUUUCACCAUCGCUCGGUAACUGUAAAAACAUUUUCCAGAUGACCCAAAUUGCACUUUUUUUUGUAUUAAUAAAAUGUCCUCAAAAGUGCAAUAUUUCCCUGUUUACUUUUGAUUUUAGUGGAAAAACGGCUCACCUGAGUGACCCUUUCCUCUUACCCUCUAUUGUAUUCAUGUAUUCACAGGCAAGCUGAAACCAUCCUUGUAAUUAGGCCAGUAUGCAGUUACCAGGCUUCAUCAUUUAGAGAACACUGGUUGUGCUUCCUGUCGUAACUCCCGAGGGCUAAUCAUUUAUUUCUUGUUAAGCAGUUAACACCUAUUUACAGGUCUGCACACUAUUAGAGUAUUUUCUUAGUGUGGAUCUAAAUUUGCUUUAUUCUUGAAUUUGUAAAUUAAUAAUGCUUGGCUGAACUGCUAACUAAAAUAUAAUAAAUAUGUCAUUUAUUGA
Molecule: messenger RNA, 1878 nt
Organism: Corythoichthys intestinalis (scribbled pipefish)
Lineage: Eukaryota; Metazoa; Chordata; Actinopteri; Syngnathiformes; Syngnathidae
Gene: wbp2nl
Product: WBP2 N-terminal like
Exons: 8
Coding region: 111-959 (282 amino acids)
Biological process (GO): positive regulation of DNA-templated transcription
Cellular component (GO): nucleus
Molecular function (GO): transcription coactivator activity; chromatin DNA binding
Source: RefSeq, a predicted model, not a curated record